AUGCCGCUUGUCGCUUGUGUGCGUGUGUGUGUGUAUGUGUGCGUGUCUGAGUCAAAGGUGUCGUUCGUUAUCAUUCAGAGAAAAUCAGGCUUCACCUUCAGCUGCGUCGAACAUCAGCGUCAAACCUAUGCAUAUGCCGUAGUGACAACAUCGUCGUCAUUCGCCACGAUGGAGUUGGACUUCACGGUGAUUGCGUUGGUGGCGUCAGCGAUUUCCUAUGUUGUUUACAAUCUGUUGUACCUUAUUGCACAGUUAUGGGAAGCGUUCGCUACGUUGUUUCUAGGUUUAUAUUAUGUGGCACUUUUCUAUGGGUUUAUGAAGGCACGAAAGUCUUUCCUCAUCGUGGGAACGGGUUUGCUGGCAUUGUCAACCGUCAUAUUGAUUGGCUUAUUUGUGUUUUUUAUGGUUGAAAUUUUUUAUUCACAUUCUCUAGUUUAUCAAUCGCUCAUCUACAUAAAGAACAUGGACGAAAAGCAGCGAGUCGUAGGUGGGGGGCUUCCGAAUGUGAACGUCGCGCUCAGCUUGGGAGACGCUGCUGGAGGGAUGAACCAUAGCUGUACAUCGCAGUCUCAUACACAAAAAGACACAUUCUACCACGAUGAGGCGGAAAACUCUUCUGAAGCUCCACUCGAGGCGAUGGCCAUUCAAACCGAACUCGAUGAGCCAGCGAUGUCAGAUUUUAGCUAG
Molecule: messenger RNA, 687 nt
Organism: Angiostrongylus costaricensis
Lineage: Eukaryota; Metazoa; Nematoda; Chromadorea; Rhabditida; Metastrongylidae
Source: the annotation of a GenBank genome assembly